CGAAAACAGAGGAUUUUAAGUACUAUUCGAAAUUCGGAAGAAUUGCGUAAAGGGACCCUUGAACAACUCGAAAAAGCUCGUAUUCGAUUACAGAAAGUCGAACUGGAAGCAGAUGAGUAUCGAAUGAAUGGAUACUCUGAAAUAGAACGAGAAAAAGAAAAUUUGAUUAAUGCUACUUCUAUUAGUUUGGAACAAUUAGAAAAGUCUAAAAACGAAACCCUUUAUUUUGAAAAACAAAGGGCGAUGAAUCAGGUCCGACAACGGGUUUUCCAACAAGCUGUACAAGGAGCUCUAGGAACUCUGAAUAGUUGUUUGAAUACCGAGUUACAUUUCCGUACGAUUCGUGCUAAUAUUGGCAUUCUCGGGGCCAUAGAAUGGAAGAGAUAAUUCAAUUUAUUAGGUUUUGAACUUCUACUUUUGUUUAGAAUUUAGGCAUUAUUUUUCCCUUGCUUCCAAAAAAAAAAAAAUUAAAGAAACACUAAUGGCAACCCUUCGAGUCGACGAAAUUAAUAAAAUUCUCCGCGAACGUAUUGAACAAUAUAAUAGGAAAGUAGGGAUUGAGAAUAUCGGUCGCGUAGUGCAAGUGGGGGAUGGGAUUGCUCGUAUUAUAGGUCUUGGUGAAAUAAUGUCAGGUGAAUUAGUCGAAUUUGCAGAAGGGACGAGAGGUAUUGCUCUGAAUUUGGAAUCUAAAAAUGUUGGGAUUGUAUUAAUGGGCGAUGGGUUGAUGAUACAAGAGGGAAGUUUUGUAAAAGCAACAGGAAGAAUUGCUCAGAUACCCGUGAGCGAGGCUUACUUGGGUCGUGUUAUAAAUGCUCUCGCUAAACCUAUUGAUGGGAGAGGCGAAAUUGUCGCUUCAGAAUCUCGCUUAAUUGAAUCUCCUGCUCCGGGUAUAAUUUCUAGGCGUUCCGUAUAUGAACCCCUUCAAACAGGGCUUAUUGCUAUCGAUUCGAUGAUCCCCAUAGGGCGCGGUCAGCGAGAGUUAAUUAUUGGGGACAGACAGACUGGCAAAACAGCAGUAGCCACAGAUACAAUUCUCAAUCAAAAAGGUCAAGAUGUAAUAUGUGUUUAUGUAGCUAUCGGUCAAAGAGCAUCCUCCGUGGCUCAAGUAGUAACUACUUUCCACGAAGAGGGGGCCAUGGAAUACACUAUUGUAGUAGCUGAAAUGGCGGAUUCACCCGCUACAUUACAAUAUCUCGCUCCUUAUACGGGAGCAGCCCUGGCUGAGUAUUUUAUGUACCGCGAACGGCAUACCUUAAUAAUUUAUGAUGAUCUCUCCAAACAGGCACAAGCUUAUCGCCAAAUGUCCCUUCUAUUAAGAAGACCUCCCGGCCGCGAAGCUUAUCCAGGGGAUGUUUUUUAUUUGCAUUCACGCCUUUUAGAAAGAGCCGCUAAAUUAAAUUCUCUUUUAGGCGAAGGGAGUAUGACCGCUUUACCAAUAGUGGAGACUCAAUCUGGAGACGUUUCCGCCUAUAUUCCUACUAAUGUAAUUUCAAUUACAGAUGGACAAAUAUUCUUAUCCGCGGAUCUAUUCAAUGCCGGAAUUCGACCUGCUAUUAAUGUGGGUAUUUCAGUUUCCAGAGUAGGAUCCGCAGCUCAAAUUAAAGCCAUGAAACAAGUAGCUGGCAAAUCAAAAUUGGAACUAGCUCAAUUCGCAGAAUUACAAGCCUUUGCACAAUUCGCCUCCGCUCUGGAUAAAACAAGUCAGAAUCAAUUGGCAAGGGGUCGACGAUUACGGGAAUUGCUUAAACAAUCCCAAUCAAACCCUCUCCCAGUGGAAGAGCAGGUAGCUACUAUUUAUACCGGAACGAGAGGAUAUCUUGAUUCGUUAGAAAUUGAACAGGUAAAGAAAUUUCUGGAUGAGUUACGUAAACACCUAAAAGAUACUAAACCUCAAUUCCAAGAAAUUAUAUCUUCUAGUAAGACAUUCACCGAGCAAGCAGAAACCCUUUUGAAGGAAGCUAUUCAGGAACAGCUUGAACGGUUUUCCCUUCAGGAACAAACAUAAAUAUAGCAUGUCUACUCUUAUUAGUAUAACUCGUGUUAGUAGAAGAGGAAUCAAAGAUUUUUCAUUUGAAUCAUGCAAAAUUUUUUUUUCGUUUUUAGUAUAGUUAUUUAAAGAAUAGAUAGAAAAAAGAUUGCGUCCAAUAGGAUUUGAACCUAUACCAAAGGUUUAGAAGACCUCUGUCCUAUCCAUUAGACAAUGGACGCUUCUCUUUCUUAUUUUAUUCUUUCUUUUUUAUAUUUCAGAGAAAAAUAAAAAACUGUUAGACCGAAACUCUUUUAGGAAAGAAAACAAAUCCAUAUACCAUAUACAAAUGGAUGAUACAUAUAUCAUAAAGAAGGAAUAUGGAGCAGGUAGUCAGUAUCGAACCCGUAACCCCAAGGUUAUGAGCUUUGUGAGCUACCAAACUGCUCCACCUUCUUAGCGGGAAACUAGUGGGUUGGAUAGGCCCCUCUACCAUAUCUAUACAAAUAGAAUAGUCCAUUUAUACAGAAUGGUAAAGAGGGCUCUUCUACGAUCAUCAAUUCGAGAAAACCAUACAAAUAUGAAAGAAAGGGUAUUUUAUCCUUACCAACUGGAUCUUGUUGCACCCGGUAACAAACAUGCAUAAACCAUUUCUCGAAGUAUGUGUCCGGAUAGCCCAAAGUCUCGAUAGUUAGCUCUAGGUCUUCCGGUUAAAAAACAACGUCGAUGAAGGCGUGUAGGUGCACUAUUACGUGGUAGGGAUUGCAAUUUUUCUUGCAUUUUUGUUUUUUCGCUCAAACUCAAAGGGGAAACUUUGCUUCUUAUCUUUUUUUUUGAGGAUCGACGAAUCAAAUGAUAUUUUUGUUCUAAUUUCUGCCGCUUCUUCUCCCUCUGAAUCAAACUUUUUUUUGCCAUAAUGUGCCGUUCCUAUUAUUACCAAGUAUAUGGUUCUAAUCCUAGAUAGAAAAAUAAAUAGCAAAAAUCUAAAAAGGCGGAUCCUCCCUCUCCAUCAAGAGUAAUGAACUGGGUUCUGAUACAGUACAAAAAAAAAUAACUAAAUUAACCAAACUUGCCUGAUGUUGAGGCAAUCAAGAAAGCUGCAUAAGUGAAUAUAUAACCCACGGAAAAGUGGGCUAAUCCGACCAAUCUUGCUUGCACAAUGGAAAGAGCCACGGGCUUAUCUCUCCAGCGAAUUAAAUUAGCCAAAGGUGUCCGUUCAUGAGCCCAUGCUAAAGUCUCAAUUAAUUCCUGCCAAUAUCCACGCCAGGAAAUUAAGAACAUAAAUCCUGUAGCCCAAACAAGAUGUCCAAAUAAGAACAUCCAAGCCCAUACUGAUAAACUAUUCAUCCCAAAAGGAUUAUAUCCAUUAAUAAGUUGUGAAGAGUUUAACCAUAGGUAAUCUCUUAACCAUCCCAUCAAAUAAGUGGAGGAUUCAUUAAAUUGUGAAACGUUGCCCUGCCAUAAUGUAAUGUGUUUCCAAUGCCAAUAAAAAGUAACCCAUCCAAUGGUAUUUAACAUCCAGAAAACUGCCAAAUAAAACGCGUCCCAAGCAGAAAUAUCACAAGUACCGCCGCGCCCUGGGCCGUCGCAAGGAAAACUAUACCCGAAAUCCUUUUUAUCCGGCAUUAAUUUGGAACCGCGUGCAUCUAAAGCACCCUUUACUAAAAUCAAUGUAGUUGUAUGCAAACCUAGAGCAAUAGCAUGAUGAACCAAGAAAUCCCCAGGUCCUAUUGUUAAGAAAAGCGAAUUACUAUUCUCAUUAACAGCAUUCAACCAUCCGGGCAACCAUAUGUUUCGACCUGCAUUGAAAGCGGGGCCAUUCGUUGAAGAUAAGAGUAUAUCGAACCCAUAUGUCGUCUUACCAUGAGCAGAUUGUAUCCAUUGGGCAAAUAUAGGUUCAAUCAAGAUUUGCUUUUCUGGAGUACCAAAAGCAAGCAUAACGUCGUUAUGAACAUAAAGGCCCAAGGUAUGGAAUCCUAGGAAGAGGCUAGCCCAACUUAAAUGAGAUAUGAUAGCUUCCUUAUGGUCUAACAUUCUUGCCAAUACAUUAUCUUCAUUCUGUUCCGGAUUGUAAUCCCUAAUGAAAAAAAUAGCUCCAUGAGCAAAAGCCCCUGUCAUGAUGAACCCUGCAAUGUAUUGGUGAUGAGUAUAUAAAGCAGCUUGAGUAGUAAAGUCUUGUGCUAUGAAUGCAUAAGCAGGUAAAGAGUACAUAUGUUGAGCUACUAAGGAAGUAAUAACCCCUAAGGAAGCUAGAGCAAGGCCUAAUUGAAAAUGAAUCGAAUUAUUGAUUGUAUCAUAAAGGCCUUUAUGCCCACGUCCUAAUCGACCCCCCGGAGGAGUAUGUGCUUCUAAAAGAUCUUUGAUACUGUGCCCAAUUCCGAAGUUAGUUCGAUACAUAUGACCGGCAAUGAGAAAAAUAAAUGCAAUAGCUAAAUGAUGAUGAGCAAUAUCGGUCAGCCACAAACUUUGUGUUUGUGGAUGGAAUCCCCCAAGAAGGGUCAGAAUGGCAGUUCCCGCUCCUUGAGUGGUACCAAAUAAAUGAUUACUCGAAUCAGGAUUUUGGGCAUAAAGAUUCCACUGACCCGUCAGAAGGGGACCCAACCCCUGGGGAUAGGGUAAUACAUCUAAGAAAUUAUUCCAUCGAACGUACUCCCCCCUGGAUCCGGGAAUAGCAACAUGAACUAAAUGUCCUGUCCAAGCCAAAGAACUUACUCCGAAAAGUCCUGACAAAUGAUGAUUCAGACGAGAUUCGGCGUUUUUGAACCACGAAAGGCUUGGCUUCCAUUUGGGUUGUAGAUGUAACCAACCCCCUAUUAAGGAUAGCGUAGAAAGAAAUAAUAGAAAAAGAGCUCCAGUAUAAAGAUCUUCAUUGGUGCGCAAUCCAAUUGUAUACCACCACUGAUAAACCCCAGAAUAAGCGAUAUUCACUGGACCGGCAGCACCUCCUCGAGUAAAGGCUUCCACAGCGGGUUGCCCAAAAUGAGGAUCCCAAAUGGCAUGAGCAAUAGGUCUUACGUGUAAAGGAUCCUGUAUCCAUGAUUCAAAAUUUCCUUGCCAAGCUACAUGAAACAGAUUUCCGGACGUCCAUAGAAAGAUUAUUGCUAACUGCCCAAAGUGAGAAGCAAAAAUGUUCUGAUAAAGACGUUCCUCAGUAAUAUCAUCAUGACUUUCGAAAUCAUGUGCGGUAGCAAUACCAAACCAAAUACGACGAGUAGUGGGGUCCUGAGCUAAGCCUUGGCUAAACCUGGGAAAUCUUAAUUCCAUAAUGCCUUUCAAAUCCUCCUAGCCACUAUCCUACUGCAAUAAUUCUCGCUAAGAAGAAUGCCCAUGUUGUGGCAAUUCCACCCAGAAGGUAAUGGGUUACUCCUACAGCACGUCCUUGUAUAAUGCUCAAGGCUCUAGGCUGAGUAGCAGGAGCAACUUUUAAUUUGUUAUGAGCCCAAACGAUAGAUUCAAUGAGUUCUUGCCAAUAACCACGGCCGCUGAAUAAAAACAUUAAACUGAAAGCCCAGACAAAAUGAGCGCCUAAGAAAAAAAGACCAUAUGCAGAUAAUGAAGAACCAUAAGACUGAAUUACUUGGGAUGCCUGUGCCCACAAGAAAUCUCGAAGCCAACCAUUAAUCGUAAUGGAACUCUGCGCAAAGUUUCCCCCUGUGAUAUGAGUUACUAUCCCUUGAUCACUUAUAGUACCCCAAACAUCCGACUGCAUUUUCCAACUGAAAUGGAAAAUGACUACCGAAAUAGAAUUGUACAUCCAGAAUAGACCUAAGAAAACAUGAUCCCAGGCGGAUACUUGACAUGUUCCCCCUCGCCCAGGUCCGUCGCAAGGGAAGCGAAAGCCAAGAUUUGCUUUAUCAGGUAUCAGACGGGAACUGCGAGCAAAUAAAACACCUUUCAAAAGUAUUAAUACAGUCACAUGGAUGGUAAAUGCGUGAAUGUGAUGGACUAAAAAAUCUGCGGUUCCUAAUGGAAUAGGUAACAAAGCUACUUUGCCGCCUAUAGCUACUAACUCGCCGCCUCCCCACGUUAAGCUGGUACUUGUUGUUGCACCAGGAGCUGUUACGCCAGGCGCGCCAGCAUGGAUAUUUUGUAUCCAUUGAGCAAAGAUGGGUUGUAAUUGUAUGGCGGUAUCCGAAAACAUAUCUUGGGGACGGCCUAAAGCACUCAUGGUAUCAUUAUGAAUGUACAAGCCAAAACUGUGAAAACCCAGAAAUAUACAUACCCAGUUAAGGUGGGAUAUGAUUGCAUCGCGGUGUCUAAGGACGCGAUCUAAUAGAUCGUUGUAUCGAGUAGUUGGAUCAUAGUCUCUUACCAUAAAAAUGGCUGCAUGUGCAGCAGCACCAACUAUUAGAAAUCCGCCAAUCCACAUGUGGUGUGUGAACAAGGAAAGUUGUGUACCGUAGUCAGUAGCUAGGUAUGGAUAGGGGGGCAUAGAGUACAUAUGAUGAGCUACAACAAUAGUUGUAGAGCCUAGCAUAGCUAGGUUAAGAGAUAAUUGAGCAUGCCAUGACGUUGUUAGGAUUUCAUAGAGACCUUUAUGGCCUUGUCCUGUAAAUGGGCCCUUAUGAGCCUCCAAAAUAUCUUUAAGUCCAUGACCAAUACCCCAAUUGGUCCUAUACAUAUGACCAGCGAUCAGGAAAAGAAUAGCAAUAGCUAAAUGAUGGUGUGCAAUAUCGCUCAACCAUAGACCACCGGUUAUUGGAUCUAGUCCUCCGCGAAAACUAAGAAAUUCCGCAUAUUUGGACCAAUUCAAGGUGAAAAAAGGGGUUGCUCCUUCGGCAAAACUAGGAUAAAGUUGAGCCAAAAGGUCGCGAUUCAAGAUAAAUUCAUGAGGAAGUGGUAUCUCUUUAGGAUCAACCCCAGCGUCGAGAAAUUGGUUAAUCGGUAAAGAUACAUGGAUUUGGUGUCCCGCCCAAGAAAGAGACCCAAGUCCUAAUAAUCCCGCUAAGUGGUGAUUCAACAUGGAUUCUACAUCUUGGAACCAGGCCAAUUUGGGAGCGGCUUUGUGAUAAUGGAACCAACCGGCAAAAAGCAUUAACGAUGCAAAAAUCAAUGCACCAAUUGCGGUACAAUAGAGUUGUAAUUCACUAGUUAUUCCGGAUGCUCGCCAAAUCUGAAAAAAACCAGAGGUUAUUUGGAUUCCUCGGAAACCCCCGCCUACAUCACCAUUCAAAAUUUCUUGUCCUACUAUUGGCCAAACUACCUGAGCACUGGGUCCAAUGUGAGUAGGAUCGCUUAGCCAUGCUUCAUAAUUGGAAAAACGGGCACCGUGGAAGUACAUGCCACUCAACCAAAGAAAGAUAAUGGAGAGUUGGCCGAAAUGAGCACUAAAGACUUUUCGGGAGAUCUCCUCCAAAUCACCGGUAUGACUAUCGAAAUCGUGAGCAUCAGCAUGUAGGUUCCAGAUCCAAGUGGUAGUAUCGGGGCCCUUAGCUAUUGUUCUUGAGAAAUGCCCGGGUCUGGCCCAUUCCUCAAAAGAUGUUUUUAUAGGAUCCCUAUCCACAGCAAUUUUAACUUCUGGUUCCGACGAACGAAUAAUCAUUAAGUCCUCCUCUUUCCGGACAAGACAUACAAAGAGACCCGCCAACUGUCUUUUUAUUGAAUCUUUUAAAGAUAGAUAUUAUGAUUAGUCCUUUUCUUUACUAUCUACCGUCCUUCUAUUUUUUUUUUUUAGUUAUUCACUGGAGCAAUUAUAUAUUGAAGUCAAUCCGAGGCAAGUGUUCGGAUCUAUUAUGACAUAAGGAUUAGGUGCCUAACGGACAUUGGUUAUUCUGGAAAAUUAUUUCCCGACAUAACAAAAAAAUCUUUUUUUACGUUUUAAUUUAAGAAGCUGGUGUAUUUUUUUUCUGAGGGUAUAAGCCCCUAUCUACAUCUACUUUCCUUGAGUGAGCAUAAUAUAGAUUUUUUGAUUCGAUUCAAAAUUCCAAGAUAACUCAUUAGAAUUAUUAAUAAGACCGUCCUGAUAUAUUAGGUAGGAAUAUUUAGAUUGCCGAUUUUUAUGUACUUUAUUACUUCUGUUCCAGAGCCUAUCCCUAUUGUUUAUCCUUAUGAAAUAUGAUAUAAAAUUGAAGGUAGAAGAAAGGGAUAUAAUGAAAUUCUUGAUUUGAUUUUCAACCAAACCACCCUUUUUAUGAAAAUGGAGAGUGGUCUUAUUCAAAUUCAAAGCGCUUCGUAAUCUUUAACCAGUUCUGUGCUUCAAUAUAAUUUCCUGGAGUAAGCGCUAUAGCUUGUUUCCAAUACUCAGCAGCUUGAUCAAACCAAGCUUCCGCAAUUUCCGAAUCGCCCUGUAGAAUGGCCUGUUCUCCUCGGUUGGAAUAGGCAGUUCCUUUCCCUAGAACCGUACUUGAGAGUUUCCUACCUCAUACGGCUCAGAAAUUGCUAUCUUAAUUUCCCCUAUCUUAACUGAAUUCGAUUUCUCAAAAAUCAAUCCAAUUUCUUCUUGGGUUAAGCAGAAGAAGUUAAUUACCUAAGUUUCAAACCCUAAUUUUGAUCAAUAAUCAGUUUGAUCUUUUCUCCCACCUUCAGAAGAAUGAAGCAUAGAUAGACCUAUAUCCUUCGUUCGAAUUUUCUGAAAGGUAACUAUCUCGGUUUCGUUUCUUUCAUAUAUGAAAUUUCUAUAGAAUCCUGGAAAAAGACCUUUUUCCAUAAGAAAGAAAAAAGAACUUACUAUCUUUGGGAUCUGAUACUACACCGCUGCUUAAUCCCUUAGUGGAUCGGCUUUAUUACAUAAGCGGAUUCCUAAAUUUUGUCCCAUAUCGUGGUAUAAUGAAGCAGUUUUUUUUAGUUGUAUCGACCCAGUCGCUCACUAAUUGAUCUUUACGGUGUUUUCUCUAUCAAUUUCAGCUUUAUCCAUAGAAUAGUAGUAUAGGCUCUACUUUCUUCCUAUUUUGAUUCUCGUGAAGUGUCCUUCCUUCCUACAGCUGAUAGGGUAAAAUCGUUGUUUUGACGAUCCCUAUGUAGAAAGCCCUCUUUUCUAGUAUUCACUAGAAAAUUUCCUCCUUUCUUUUUUUUCUUCUUUCUAUAGUGGAGAUAGUCGCACGUAAUGACAGAUCACGGCCAUAUUAUUAAAAGCUUGCGGUAAGAAGGGGUUUCGUUCUAGCGCCCGGAAAUAAUAUUCCAAAGCCUUUGUAUGCUCUCCAUUGCUUGUGUGUAUAAGGCCUAUGUUAUAUAGUAUAUAACUUCGAUCAUAGGGAUCAAUUUCUAGUCGCGUAGCUUCAUAAUAAUUCUGCAAAGCUUCCGCAUAAUUUCCUUCGGAUUGAGCCAACAUCCGUUACGGUCGUUCAUUCUAUUCAAAAAAUCUCCGUUCCAAAACCGUACAUGAGGUUUUCAUCUCAUACGGCUUCUCCCUUCUAUACAUAGUACUAAGCGAAAAAUCUAUAGAAUAAAAAUCGAAUUAGUCCCAUCUCAUUAUGGACCGAAGGGGGCUGGUAUUUUUCCAAGAAAUCUCUAGCCAACCUUCCCCCAAGAGGUUUUUCUUAACACCAAUGAAUUAUAUUAAUGCUAGAGGAAAACGAUAGCUCCAAGAAUUUCUUUGUUCUCAACGCCUCCUAUUUAGAGGAAUUAGCCACUUCAACGACCUUUGAUGGUUAUAAGGGUAUCCAAAGUACAAACCUGAUGGUUGUUUGUUAUCCCAACCAUUCUUCCCAACCCUGAUACCAAUCAGGAAAGGGCUAAUUUCUAACAAAGUUUUUCUCUUGUUGAUUCCUAUUUCGUGGUGUAGUGCUUUUCUCCCCUAUGCUGCCUAUUGGUACUAGUAGAGUCGGAUUGCCCUGUAAUACAGAACCUAUCCUGUAGGUGUAACCUUUCGCUCAAUACUCAAAUCUACAAUUGAAGCAUCUGAGGCCACAUCAAUCGAGGAUACACGACAGAAGGAAUUGUUAGUUCACCUCACCUUCCCCAAGCGCGGGUUUCCUUUACUAAUUUUGUUCUCUCUAUGCGAACCCUCUCUCUUUCUCGUAAGAAUGAGAUAUAGGUAGGGCUAAAAAAAAAAAGAGUCAAAUCGCACCAUCUCUAUAAUAAGUAAAUGCCCUUUUUUCCCCGGAGGUUGUCGGAAUUAUUUGCAAUAAAAUAUUGGCUACAAUCGAGGAGGUCUUAUCAAUGAAAUUUCCAUUUAUACGGGAUCUAGGCAUAAUUCCCAACCCAUUCUAUAUAGAAUUCUUUUCAUUCUAUCACAAAAUAACAUAAAAACAAAACAUUCGAUUCUUAUAAAUCGAUCCAUAUGCUCUAAAUGGAUAAGAGAGAUAUGGAUUUUCCGCUCAGCUCAAAUUGUCUCCUUUUCCUUCUGUUUGGACAAGAAGAGAAGAGAUAUGAAAUAUUUGACUAAGACUGGAUUUCAUUCCACUUUCCUAUUUCUCAACAACAACUUCCCUCAUCAGCUAUUUCGCGUUUUCAAAGUCAUUAAUUGCCCCAUACCCCUUUUAUAUUUAGAUUGUAUGGCGUAAUGUACCUUAUGCAAAUGGAAUUCUAGGGUUCCUUUAUUUUCUUAUGGAAUAAGAAGAAUUCUUCCAUUCUCUUUUUAUUUUGGUUUUCCCCAAAGAAAAACUUUUCGAGGGAGCAGAAUUCCUAGUAAAAAAAUACAGGAUCCUUCCACUUAGAUGAAAAGGAAUUUUUCCAUCCAAUCCAAUAGAGCCAUGGAAUUCCCGAGCCGUUGUGGCUGUACCUGUACUGCAGGAAUACGAAAACUCGCUAUUCACUCAGUUUAUUUUCCAUAAUAAGAUUAUGUAGGAGAGAUGGCCGAGCGGUUCAAGGCGUAGCAUUGGAACUGCUAUGUAGACUUUUGUUUACCGAGGGUUCGAAUCCCUCUCUUUCCGUUUCUCUUAAUUCAUCAAUGUUAGCGAUCACAAUGUAUCAAAUUAAAUAACAAUUUAUUCCAACAAUAAUACCUUUAAUUAAUAGAAAUUCUCUAUAGCAAAUUACUGUGGUAUGUAAAAUACACAUCGAGGAAAUAACAAAAAAGAAAAAAGUAUCCUAGGGUUAAUCUAUUUCUGCUAGGUGAACGGGAAAAUACGAAUUAAGAGCCUUAGGUCGAUUUAGUUCGGGGAAAGGGGAAGGGGAAAAAAAUUCUAUGAACCUUUCCUUUUUUCGUUAAGUUCAAGUCUGGCGAGAAUAAUAUUCUACAACUAACAACUCAUUUAUUUUGAGACCGACCCACUUCCUAUCUAGAAUUUUUUUUACUAGUCCUUUAUAUUGCAAUGUGUCAACCGUCAAAUGCUUUGGUAAUUUGCCCGGAUCGGAUGAAGCAAUAUAAUUUUGAACCAAACGUUUUGAUCGUUGGUUAUCCUUCGUAGUAAUAAUAUCUCGGGGUUUGCAACGAAAGCUUGGUAUAUCAACUAUACGACCAUUAACUAAAAUAUGUCUAUGGUUAACUAAUUGUCGGGCCCCAGGAAUGGUUGAAGCCAUACCCAAUCGAAAAAGGAUAUUAUCCAAACGCAUUUCAAGUAAUUGUAGUAAAACCUGACCUGUGGAUCUUUUUGCUUUUCCAGCGAUAUGUACAUAUCUAAGUAAUUGUCGUUCUGUCAGACCAUAAUGAAAACGCAAUUUCUGUUUUUCUUGAAGACGAAUACGAUAUUGCUCUUUUUUCCCAGAAUGGAAUUUCUUUUUCUGAUUACUUCCGGAUUUAGGCGUUUUUCUAGUGAGUCCUGGUAAAGCUCCCAGACGGCGUAUUUUUUUUAAACGAGGCCCUCGAUAACGGGACAUGAAGACUCCUUUUUUAUUUUAUUGAAAUUUCAUUUUACACAAUAAAUUUCGUUCUAUUUACAUUACAGAAUACAGCGAAAUUCAAACAGAAUUAAACUAAAGGAUAAACAGAGUAAAAUCUACUAAAGUAACACAAAAAAUGGAGUAACACAAAAAAUGGAAUUUCAUCAACAUCUGGAUUUUUUGUAUAAUAUUAUUUAUUUUUAUGCUUUGUAUCUAGCAAAAUUGUAAGGUAAAACGACAUAAUAGACCCUGGAUUCCCCAUUUUAUUCGGAGAAAAAGAGAAAUUCUUGUUCAUAGAACAUCGAUAGAAAAAAAAGCCGACUAUCGGAUUUGAACCGAUGACCCUCGCAUUACAAAUGCGAUGCUCUAACCUCUGAGCUAAGUGGGCUUACAUAACAGAAAUAGUGUAACAAAUAAAAAUAUAUAUAGGGAAUCUGUAAAAUGUCAGAUCUUAAUUAUUAAUCUUAGUUAUUAACUAGUUCUAAAUUGGAAGUUCCACUUAGAUAGAAAAAAAAAAAUACUAGAAUUUCAUAAAGAUAAAGUUAGCUUGAUAUGCUUAACUAAAUGAUAUUCUUAAAUAGGAUUAUAGAAUUUAUUGAACUUUCUUUUUAUUUCUCUAAUUCGCAAAUGGAUUUUUUUAAUAGAAUCUAUUCCAAAUUCUAUAUUGAAUUUGAUUUCAGAUAUUUUCAAUUUGAUAUGGCUCGGAGGAAUAAUCUAAUACAUAGAAAAGAAGAAAAAGAAGAAUAUAUAUGAAUAAUAUAAUAAAGAGAAAAUGCCAAGAGAUUGGCAUUUUCAUUUGAUCAUUAUAUACAUUUUUGAGAUAUUUUGUUUUUUUAUUUGUUAAUAAUUUAAGGAUAAAUAGUUCACUAAGGAGAAGAUAGAAUCAUAGCAAAUGAAAUUUCUAAUUCAGUUUAGAAAAAAAGAAUGAAUAUCAAGCGUUAUAGUAUGAUUUGGAAUACUCUAAAAAAGGAAGGAGGGAGGCGGGAGAGAGAAAAACUUUUGGAUAUAUUCAUUCCGAUUGAAUUGCAAAUAUAUCAACGAUAAAAUCAAUGCAAUUCUGAAUUGCAAUAAGCGAGCGGGGUGUCUCAAAUAGAGAUGAGUUGCUAGACUACGUCGAAUAAUGAAUUCAAUGAUUCAAAAAAAACUAAGAGAUGGAUUAAAUUAUACAAGGAAUCCUGGUUUCAAAGAAAAGUAAAAUGGGGAUAUGGCGAAAUCGGUAGACGCUACGGACUUGAUUGUAUUGAGCCUUGGUAUGGAAACCUGCUAAGUGGUAACUUCCAAAUUCAGAGAAACCCUGGAAUGAAAAAUGGGCAAUCCUGAGCCAAAUCCCUUUUUUGAAAAACAAGUGGUUCUCAAACUAGAACCCAAAGGAAAAGGAUAGGUGCAGAGACUCAAUGGAAGCUGUUCUAACGAAUCGAAGUAAUAACGAUUAAUCACAGAACCCAUAUUAUAAUAUAGGUUCUUUAUUUUAUUUUUAGAAUGAAAUUAGGAAUGAUUAUGAAAUAGAAAAUUCAUAAUUUUUUUUUAGAAUUAUUGUGAAUCUAUUCCAAUCAAAUAUUGAGUAAUCAAAUCCUUCAAUUCAUUGUUUUCGAGAUCUUUUAAUUUUUAAAAGUGGAUUAAUCGGACGAGGAUAAAGAGAGAGUCCCAUUCUACAUGUCAAUACUGACAACAAUGAAAUUUCUAGUAAAAGGAAAAUCCGUCGACUUUAUAAGUCGUGAGGGUUCAAGUCCCUCUAUCCCCAAACCCUCUUUUAUUCCCUAACCAUAGUUGUUAUCCUUUUUUUCUUUUAUCAAUGGGUUUAAGAUUCACUAGCUUUCUCAUUCUACUCUUUCACAAAGGAGUGCGACAAGAACUCAAUGAAUCUUAUGCUAUUCAUUAAAUAGAUGAUUUCUUUUUUAUUUCUUUUUUAUUUAUUAGAGUAGAGUAUCGGCAAGGAAUCUCGAUUAUUAAUUCGUUUUUUUUAAGUAUUAUUAAGUAAGCCAUCCACAAUGCAUAGGACUACCCCUCCCCAUUUCCUAAUUUUGAAUGGAAUACUUUAUUGAUUUUUUAGUCCCUUUAAUUGACAUAGAUGCAAAUACUUUACUAAGAUGAUGCACAAGAAAGGGUCAGGAUAGCUCAGUUGGUAGAGCAGAGGACUGAAAAUCCUCGUGUCACCAGUUCAAAUCUGGUUCCUGGCACAGAAAAAAAGGAUCUACUGAAUAGAUAUUGAUACAAAUAUUUUGAGAUGGAUUGGGGUAAAUAUUUAUUAAAAAUCUACUUAGUCUUUAGUCUAGAGUAAGUAGAUAAAUCUCUAGAGUAAGUAGAUAAAUCUCUAAACACUUCUUUUUCUUUUAAAAAAAGGGUUUAAAUCUCUGGUUCUUUAUGGUAUAGAAAGAGGUGAGAUUAGGUGCCCUUUUCUUCAUUUUGCAUUUCUUAUUAAUUUUGUAUACCGCUAUUCCGAAGAAUAUAUUUUUUUUUAUUCUUGCUUAUCCUACUUUCCCAGUUGUUCUAAGUAAUAUGCGCGGUACAAAGUUCGUGGUAGGAACUUCUUUGAGUCAUUGUAUUUUUCUGUUCAUACGAAGGAAACAAAUAUGUGAUUUUCCAAAUUGGAAAAUAGAAAUGAAGCCCUUUUUGUUCAGUCUAUCUGGACCUUUUUGUAUAAUAGGAAUUAAUUAGAAUAUUAUAUUCUAAGUAUUUCGUUUCGUCUAGGAACAGAACGUCAAAAUAUUCCUUGACUUGAAUAAAAUCUGGAAUUGUGUUGUAUAAGU
Zea mays is the source of this 14412-nucleotide messenger RNA. Its product is annotated as ATP synthase subunit alpha, chloroplastic. Gene Ontology annotation, molecular function: ADP binding; ATP binding; proton-transporting ATP synthase activity, rotational mechanism. The transcript has a single exon. Gene Ontology annotation, biological process: proton transmembrane transport; proton motive force-driven ATP synthesis. The record is from RefSeq and is a predicted model, not a curated record. Bases 482 to 2005 code for a protein of 507 amino acids. NCBI's taxonomy places the organism in Eukaryota, Viridiplantae, Streptophyta, Magnoliopsida, Poales, Poaceae.